CGGCUCCGCACACCCAAGAUGGCGGCGGUGGAGCUGGAGUGGGUGCCCGAGACGCUCUAUAACACGGCGAUCUCGGCCGUGGUGGACAGCUACGGGCGGGCGCGGCGCCGCGACAUCCGCUCGCUGCCCGAGAACAUCCAGUUCGACGUCUACUACAAGCUCUACCAACAGGGCCGCUUAUGCCAGCUGGGUAGUGAAUUUUGUGAACUAGAAGUUUUUGCUAAGGUGCUGCGAGCUUUAGAUAAAAGACAUCUGCUUCAUCAUUGUUUUCAAGCUUUGAUGGACCAUGGAGUUAAAGUUGCUUCUGUAUUGGCCUAUUCGUUCAGUAGACGGUGCUCAUACAUAGCAGAAUCCGAUUCUGCUGUAAAAGAAAAAGCAAUCCAGAUUGGCUUUGUUUUAGGCGGCUUCCUAUCAGAUGCAGGAUGGUAUAGUGAUGCUGAGAAGGUCUUUCUUUCCUGCCUUCAGUUAUGCACCCUUCAUGAUGAAAUACUCCACUGGUUUCGCGCAGUAGAAUGCUGUGUAAGGUUGCUGCAUGUUCGAAAUGGGAACUGUAAAUAUCACUUGGGAGAAGAAACAUUUAAACUAGCUCAGUCUUACAUGGACAAGCUUGCAAAACACGGUCAGCAAGCAAACAAAGCAGCACUCUACGGGGAGCUGUGCGCACUGCUUUUUGCCAAAAGUCACUACGAUGAGGCUUAUAAAUGGUGUAUAGAAGCUAUGAAGGAGAUCACAGUUGGUCUGCCUGUAAAAGUAGUAGUGGAUGUUUUACGGCAAGCUUCAAAGGCUUGUGUUGUAAAACGUGAGUUUAAAAAGGCUGAACAGCUGAUAAAACAUGCAGUAUAUCUUGCCCGGGAGCAUUUCGGAGCCAAACACCCCAAAUAUUCUGAUACACUACUAGACUAUGGAUUCUACUUGCUCAACGUAGACAAUAUAUGUCAAUCUGUUGCGAUCUACCAGACAGCUCUUGAUAUCCGGCAGUCAGUAUUUGGAGGUAAAAACAUACAUGUAGCCACAGCUCACGAAGACUUGGCUUAUUCUUCUUAUGUUCACCAGUACAGCUCUGGAAAAUUUGACAAUGCACUAUUCCAUGCUGAACGUGCUAUUGGCAUUAUAACUCACAUUCUCCCAGAAGACCAUCUUCUCUUGGCGUCUUCAAAGAGGGUUAAAGCACUUAUCCUGGAGGAGAUUGCAAUAGACUGUCACAACAAGGAAACUGAGCAGAGAUUACUUCAAGAAGCUCAUGACUUGCAUCUGUCCUCACUCCAGUUAGCUAAGAAAGCAUUUGGGGAAUUUAACGUACAGACAGCAAAACACUAUGGCAACCUUGGGAGACUGUAUCAGUCCAUGAGAAAGUUUAAGGAAGCAGAAGAAAUGCACAUCAAAGCAAUUCAGAUUAAGGAGCAGCUUCUGGGUCAAGAGGACUAUGAGGUUGCCCUGUCAGUGGGACAUCUAGCUUCUCUAUAUAACUACGAUAUGAAUCAAUAUGAAAAUGCUGAGAAGCUUUAUUUGAGAUCCAUAGCUAUUGGAAAGAAGCUUUUUGGUGAAGGAUACAGUGGACUUGAAUAUGAUUACAGAGGUCUCAUUAAACUGUACAAUUCCAUUGGCAAUUAUGAGAAAGUUUUUGAGUACCACAAUAUUUUGGCCAAUUGGAACCGGUUGCGGGAUCGGCAGUUCUCGGUUACAGAUGCCCUGGAGGACGUAAGCACCAGCCCUCAGUCCACUGAAGAAGUGGUCCAGUCUUUUCUCAUGUCUCAGAACGUUGAUGGACAGAGUAGCUAAGGAACUUGGUCAAUUAACCAGUUAAGGGUUUUUUGUUUUGUUUUGUUUUUCCCCAGAUUACAGGGGAAAGUCAUACUGUGAAAUCUAAACCAUGUAGUUCUCUGGGGGCUGGAAUUUGCAUUGAAACACUGGUCCAGUCUGCUGAAGAGUGCCCAUACGGAUGAAUGUGUGUUAAAUUCUUAUCAGCAUGUGUAUGGCAUGUUUAGCUCGGCUCAGAUUUUGAACUUGGUAUUCCGGCAAGCCCGUUCUCUCUUUCUCUCCUUUCAAAAGAAGCUACUUUGCAGGAAGUCUGCAAGAAAACAUUAAAUAAAACCGUUUGAGUCCAAAAGAGUUGCUUGCUUGUUAUGAAUGGAAGGUUUCAUCGAGAGCUUUCUUCUGACAAAUAGAAAGAAUACGUGCUGUCCUGUAAGAAGUUAYGCAAGGAAGGUCUUUCUACUGUAUGCAUUGUAGCAGAGUUCACCACAAACAUUUAAGAAAAGGGAGAAUGCCCUAGCCUUGGCUGCUGCCUUAUGAAGAAAAGUGGCACAGAACCACUUUGGAAAGCAACAUACUCUGUGAACCACAAUAGAUUGCUAAGCAAGUAAUCACCGUAUGUUGUUUUUAAACUCCUGAACUGGACCAGUGUUCAUCUGUAAGUGAUAGAAGAUCCRGUAGACCAGCAAUCUUAGUUUUCUUUGGUACCAACCAAGAGUGCUAAUCUUCAAAACAGGACCAGGAAAACCCGAAGUGGACCAGCCUGCUAGAAAAAGUUUUGGACCAGUGGCUUUAAUUUAAUAUUUCUGCCCCUGCAUUCACUUUUACAGUAGAACUGUUUCAUUUAGAUGUAUGAUCAGUGCAAAAUUAUAUUCAUGUAAUAGAUACAGAACUAGGAAGUGAACGUUCUUUAGCAGUUGCGAUGGCAUGUCUUUAACUAGUAAGCUUCUACGGAUAUUAAUGUCAAUGCCACAAGCAAAAACUAGAAAUGCUUAAGUAUUUGCUGCAGCCAUCUUUUCCUUUUUGAAUGGGCUUAUUCUAAUAAUUGAGGCAGUAACUUGUUUAUACCGGCUGAUAGUUUUGUAUUACAAUCCAGUUCAAUUUUAUGUUUCUGGAGAACACAACUUCUUGUACAGUUUGCAGGGGUCAGCGGAAAAUGCCAAAAAGCACAACAGGUCUUUUUUUGUGAUGCUUCGUUUCUACAUUAAACAAUAGUACAACCAGAAACUGAUUCCUUUAUAUUAAUUUAAAAAGCAGAAGUCAGUUAUAAAAAGCUCCUUGAAUAACGCCUAUCUCACUAGCUUGUCUUAAUUUUUCUUCUGUUUUGUGGGGUCUGCUUUGUUGUGAGGUUUUUUGGUUUGGGUUUUUUUAACGUUGAGGUAAUAUUUGAUUUGAAAGUCUGUGUAACCUAGCAAGCUAGAAACAACUCACUGCUGUUACCUCAGUUCUUAUUAUAGUGGCACAAACGGUGCUCCUAUAGUUAGGAUUCUGUCGGUUUUGGGUUUUCUCCCUUCCUCCCCUAUUUUCAGGGGUUUAUAACUUGGCCGUGACAGUUCAGUCCAAGUUGAGGCUCAGCGAGGGAGGUUCCCACAGGACUCGAACUGGAUAUUUGCUUUGGGAUUUGUUUUUUGUUUGUUCAUAGAGCUCGGGGCAGGAUAAGGUGCCCGAAGCUCUUCAAGAGUGCGGAGAAGAAACAGAAGUUUCAGACACUAUGUAGAGCCUCUUGGCUCUCUUACACGGUGCAGGCAAAUAGUUCGUAUACUAGUGCCUUCAAGUAUCUUUUGGGAGGGAGAGGCUGAAUAAUACCACCUUUUAAAAUGUAGUUAUGUAACUAGUGAAUGCAGCUUUAAUAAUUGCAUAUUUGGGGUAUUUUAAAUGAAGCAUUAGAAAGUAUUUGCCAAAAAAAAAAAAAGAAAGUGUUAACUUAGGCUGCAGUAUAUUCUCAAAGGCUGCUCAGUAAAAAUCCACCUUAAAAUUGUGCAUGGAUUUAAAUUUAAACUACUUUAUAGCUGUUUUUGUUGCUUAUGUGAAUUUUUUACAUACUACAAAUGUAUUUGGCUAACUACAUGCAAAAUGUUUUUAGCCCUGAAUAUUCAUAUAGCAGGGCACUGAAGACUUAUAAAACUUCUGAAUUUUUAGUUCCUAUUAAAACAAAUUAAAAACAAAUAUAUGAUACUAGUACCAGAAUUGAAACGGGGAGCUCUAAGAUUUUCACAGACAAGUUGUAUAAUUUCUGUACUGCAGAACUAAAAAGAACAAAAACAAAACCCUGUGACUGGGUCUGUGGAUUGCUGUUGUCUGGAGAUGCCAUUUCUCAACAUUUUCCACUUGCGUCUCUGCUUCUGGUUUUUGUCGGAAGAACCUCG
Nothoprocta perdicaria is the source of this 4118-nucleotide messenger RNA. RefSeq names its product amyloid beta precursor protein binding protein 2 (gene APPBP2). The transcript has 13 exons. Lineage: Eukaryota; Metazoa; Chordata; Aves; Tinamiformes; Tinamidae. The record is from RefSeq and is a predicted model, not a curated record. Gene Ontology annotation, molecular function: protein binding. Gene Ontology annotation, biological process: intracellular protein transport. Bases 19 to 1779 code for a protein of 586 amino acids.